AUGGUGGGAGACAAGGCGAGAGGGGAGAUGAACGCUUUUCAGAGAAACGAAUCCAAGGAAACUUUGUUCACUUUUAUUUCUGCAGGAGAUGAUCCCCCCAAAGGAGAUUUCCCUCUUCAGAAAAAAUCCCCGAAACUCUGUGGCUCCAACUACCCCCUGAGCAUUGCCUUCAUUGUGGUGAACGAGUUCUGCGAGCGCUUCUCCUACUAUGGCAUGCGAGCUGUCCUGACACUGUAUUUCUUAAGCUUUUUCCACUGGGAUGAGAAUCUCUCCACUGCUGUGUACCAUGCCUUUUCCGCGUUGUGUUAUUUCACGCCUGUCAUCGGAGCCAUCAUGGCAGACUCAUGGCUGGGGAAAUACAAGACCAUCAUAUACCUCUCCAUUGUGUAUGUUGUUGGCCAUCUGAUAAAGUCAGUCGGUGCCAUUCCAUCCCUGGGCAACCAGGCAGUUCAUGUGGUCCUGUCUAUGGUUGGUCUGUUUUUGAUCGCCCUUGGAACGGGAGGGAUCAAGCCCUGUGUCUCUGCAUUUGGUGGGGACCAGUUUGAAGAGGAACAUACCUCGGAGAGAAGCAAGUUUUUUUCCAUCUUCUAUUUAUCCAUUAAUGCUGGAAGUUUGAUCUCCACGUUUGUAACUCCCGUAUUAAGAGGGGAUGUGAAAUGUUUUGGAGAGGAUUGUUACGCACUGGCUUUUGGUGUCCCAGCAGCACUGAUGGUGUUGGCACUUGUUGUGUUCAUUGCUGGAAGUGGACUGUACAGAAAAACACCACCACAAGGAAACGUCUUGCUGGAAGUGUGCAAAUGCAUCGGUUUUGCUAUUAAAAACCGGCUGAAAAACCGCUCCCGUGAGAUUCCAAAGAGAGAUCACUGGCUGGACUGGGCAUCAGAAAAAUACUCAAAACAGCUGAUUGGGGAGGUGAAAAUGGUGACUCGUGUUCUCUUCCUCUUCAUACCACUGCCAAUGUUCUGGGCCCUGUUUGAUCAGCAGGGAUCCAGGUGGACUUUGCAAGCCACAAAAAUGAAUGCUGAUUUUGGAAUAUAUGUCCUUCAGCCCGACCAAAUGCAGUUCUUAAAUCCACUUCUUAUUCUUGUCUUCAUCCCAAUCUUUGACCUUUGGCUCUACCCCCUGAUAAGCAUGUGCAAAUUGAAUUUCACACCUAUUAGGAAAAUGGCAACAGGUAUGAUCCUUGCAGGGCUGGCCUUUGGACUUGCAGCUGUUAUAGAAGUCAAAAUAAAUGAAACCGAUAUGCCUCGACUUGUCCCAAAAGAAAGUUUAAUUCGGGUCCUGAAUUUGGCACAGAACCCUGUUCAAGUGACAAUCCAAGACAAGGACCUAUUUCAGCAGCCUGUGGAGCCUUUUCAGAACCCAGCUGAGUACUCAAAAUUAAUAUUGAAUGGAGAGCAACAGAGCCUUCACUUCACCCUGCAACAUCAAGGAUUGACUCUUGCUUUUAACUACACCGUGAAGGAAAAAUCAGUAUACAGCUUAAUUGUUUUUGAGGCAGAAGGAAGCCUAUCAAGCCGCUUAGUUACAGACUUGGAAGCAAAGCCAGAGAACGGUUUGGCAGCUGUUAGAUUCAUUAAUGGUUUGAGCCAAGAUGUCAACCUCACCAUCAAUAGCAAAAGGUUCAUUGCUGUUCAGAAAAAUUACAGUGCUUCUGAGUACUCACUGCUGGAGAGGGACACGUAUAACAAUGGAAAAUGCAUAACUGAAGCAGGAGAGUUCCCCCUGGAGCUGGGGCUGCUUGACUUUGGUGCCUCAUACACCGUUGUGAUAACUAAUAUUUCUGGAGGUGCUGUUGAGACGUGGAAGUCAGAAGACAUCAAAGCCAACAAUGUCCAUAUGGCCUGGCAGUUACCACAAUAUUUAUUGAUAUCUGCUGGGGAGGUGAUGUUCUCAAUUACGGGUCUGGCCUUCUCCUAUUCUCAGUCUCCAGCCAGCAUGAAGUCGGUGCUGCAGGCAGGCUGGCUGCUCACGGUGGCUGUGGGAAAUACCUUUGUGCUCAUUGUUGCCGAGGCUGCACCAAUGGCACAGUGGGCUGAAUUUGUCUUGUUCACUGUUCUCCUCUUUGCUGUGUGCAUUAUUUUCUCCAUCAUGGGAUAUUUCUAUGUCAGUGUGGAUCCAGAGGACCUAGAAGAAAAGGAAGAGAAGAGAGAGACCUCAAGCAGAGGAAACAUGAUUGGUCUUGUUACUCAGAAAACAAAGCUCUAACACAU
This is a messenger RNA of Ficedula albicollis (Collared flycatcher), 2213 nucleotides long. RefSeq names its product solute carrier family 15 member 2 (gene SLC15A2). Gene Ontology annotation, biological process: oligopeptide transport; transmembrane transport. The coding region runs from base 1 to 2208 and encodes 735 amino acids. NCBI's taxonomy places the organism in Eukaryota, Metazoa, Chordata, Aves, Passeriformes, Muscicapidae. Gene Ontology annotation, cellular component: membrane. The transcript has 22 exons. Gene Ontology annotation, molecular function: dipeptide transmembrane transporter activity. The record is from RefSeq and is a predicted model, not a curated record.